This is a messenger RNA of Gossypium raimondii (Peruvian cotton), 4443 nucleotides long. RefSeq lists its product as uncharacterized. Lineage: Eukaryota; Viridiplantae; Streptophyta; Magnoliopsida; Malvales; Malvaceae. Gene Ontology annotation, biological process: chromatin remodeling. Gene Ontology annotation, cellular component: cytoplasm. The transcript has 17 exons. The coding region runs from base 123 to 4262 and encodes 1379 amino acids. The record is from RefSeq and is a predicted model, not a curated record.
UUAACCCAUUUCGCGCUUCUUCUCCCUCUUUCCAACACUUUCUCUCCGUUUCUUCUCCUUGCUUUCCCUUUCAUUCCGGAUUUUUUUUUAAAAUUGUUUUGUAGAUUUUGUACGGAAAUAGAAUGGACAUGGCAGAAAGUUUCGUUAGAAUCACUGGCGGCUCCGCCGUUUCUCAGGCAAGAGAAGAAGAAGAAGAAGAAGAAGAAGACGACGAAGAAAGAAGCAGAAUAUUUUCACAGCUAAAACCCUACUGUUUGGAGCUUCUAGAACUUUCUCAAAACCCUAAAAAACAUGCUUCUUCAAUCCCGGCGUUGCUCCAUCUGCUUCGCUCUUCCCCGCCCAAUUCCCUCCACCCAUUCUUUGACUACACUUUGUUCCCGUUGCUGCUUUUGCUGGAUGCUGCGGUUGAUUGCAGGAGUUCUCAGAAUAAAAGUGAAAGUAGUAAUUAUAAAAGAGUUAGCGAUAAAGUAGCUGAAGGAGUAGUGGAGUGUUUGGAAGAGCUUCUCAAGAAAUGCCAUUUGAGUUCUGUGGAUCAGAUGGUUGUGGUUCUGAAAAAAUUGACUUAUGCUGCUUUGCUCUCUCCAUCUGAGGCAUCAGAAGAGUUUCGUGAAGGAGUUAUCAAGUGUUUCAGGGCUCUGCUUCUGAAUUUACAUCAUUGUUCCAAUCAGUCCUGCUUGUGCAAACAAAGUCUUGAUCUACCGAUGCUCUUAGCAACUAGAGAUAUGCUGAUGCCAAAUGGAACUCUAGAGUUUGACUUGGAACAAGGAGAAUGUUUACUAGCAUUUUUGCAGUCAGAAGCAGCUUCGGCUGCUGUGGGACACUGGCUAUCGCUUCUGCUCAAAGCUGCAGAUACUGAGGUUACACGAGGACAUCGAGGUAGUGCAAAUCUGCGUAUUGAAUCCUUUUUAACCCUACGUGUUCUUGUUGCUAAGGUUGGUACUGCAGAUGCGUUGGCUUUCUUCUUACCUGGUGUUGUUAGUCAGUUUGCCAAAGUGUUGCACAUUUCAAAAGCAAUGAUAAGUGGGGCUGCUGGAAGUGUAGAAGCUAUUGACCAAGCAAUUAGGGGAUUGGCUGAGUACCUUAUGAUAGUCCUCCAAGAUGAUGCCAAUUUAUCUGGUCUUGAUAUGUACAAAGAUGAUUCUUUUGGCCAUAAGUCAAAUAAGUACAAAUCUACGACUUCAUUCUUGGAGGAACUCCGUCAGUUACCAUUGAAAGCUCAGAGCAGAAGAAUGCUGGAAAAUGUAAAUGGUGAAUCAAUCAAUUCAGUUAGUACUAAGACUGAAUCUGGAGAGAAAAGUAGCCCCAAUCUUGACAAAGGAAUGGGAUCUUUUCAUGUAGAUCGUACAAAAGAGUGGAUUGAGAAAACCUCUGGGCACGUGAACAAACUAUUAUGUGCAACAUUUCCCUACAUAUGUGUUUAUCAAGCAAAAAAGGUGAGACACGGGCUUUUUGUUGCCAUCCGGGGGCUGCUAUUGAAGUGCAAUUUCACGCUAGAAAAGAGCAAACAGAUGUUUUUGGAGUGCUUAUGUGCUUUGGUUGUUGAUGAUUCUGAAGAGAUUUCAGCUGCUGCUCAGGACUUUAUGGAAUAUUUAUUCUCGGCCUCUGGGAAACAUCAUGUAGAACAUGACAUUGCUGCGAUUUUUAGCAGGCUUAUUGAAAAGCUUCCAAAGACGGUGCUUGGGAGUGAUGAAUCACUUGCACUUUCACAUGUUCAGCAAUUGCUUACAGUGAUAUAUUACUCUGGUCCUCAGUUUCUGUUGCAUCACCUCCAAUCUCCUGUUACAGCUGCUAGACUAUUGGAUGUUUUUGCCCUCUGUCUUAGUCAGAAUUCGGCUUUUACUGGUUCUCUAAGCAAGCUUGUUUCAACAAGGUCGUCUUCUGUAGGAUACCUUCCCUCUGUUGAUGAGUUGAAAGGCUUGCAUAUUGUGGGUGACAGUGAGGUCUUACACAGUGCUGCUUCAUCUAAAAGUUCAAAGCUCACAGGUAUCCAUGAAAUUGGAAAACAACACACUGCAGAAGCUAGGCAGGCAAAUUUUGAGUUGCCACGCAUGCCCCCUUGGUUUGUUUAUGUUGGGGGCCAGAAGUUAUACAAGGCUCUUGCUGGGAUUCUUAGACUUGUAGGUUUAUCUUUAAUGGCAGACUAUAAAAGUGAAGGUCAUUUAUCAGUUAUUACUGAUAUUCCCUUGGGCUACUUGCGUAAAUUGGUUUUGGAAGUUAGACAGAAGGAAUACACUAAAGAAAGCUGGCAGUCUUGGUACCACCGAACUGGUUCAGGGCAGUUACUGCGCCAGGCCAGCACUGCUGUAUGUAUUCUAAAUGAGAUGAUAUUUGGCAUAUCGGGUCAGGCAGUUGAUGCUUUUACAAGAAUGUUUCAGAAAUCCAAGAUAAAAGGGGCAGAAUUUCAGGAAUCUGAUGAUGUAUCUUCUGGUGGCCAGCCUCACAAACAUAAACCUGCUGUGUUAGAUGAAUCUGUUUGGAAAAUUGCAUUGCAGAAGGGUUCUAGGGAUCACUUCAUUGAUUGUAUUGGGAAAAUCUUACAUGAAUAUCUUUGUUCUGAAGUUUGGGAACUUCCAGUAGAUCAUCCAUCUUUGCUAAUGCAGUCUGGUGCUGAAGUUGAAGAUAUUACUUCGUAUUUUUUCCGUGAUAUUGCCAUGUUACAUCAGGUUAUUAUUGACGGAAUAGGCAUCUUUGCCUUGUGCCUCGGAAGUGAUUUUGCUUCCAGUGGUUUCCUUCAUUCGUCUCUGUAUCUGUUACUCGAGAAUCUUAUAUGUUCAAACUUUGAAGUUAGGAGUUCCUCUGAUGCCGUUUUACAUCUUCUUUCCACUACAUCUGGCCAUUCAACGGUUGGGCAAUUGGUUUUGGCAAAUGCUGAUUACAUAGUCGAUUCUGUAUGUCGGCAAUUACGGCAUCUUGAUUUGAACCCUCAUGUGCCAAAUGUGCUUGCUUCAAUGCUUUCCUAUGUUGGAGUGGGUCAUAAAAUAUUGCCUCUGUUGGAGGAACCGAUGCGCUGCGUUUCACAGGAGCUUGAAAUUCUUGGCAGGCAUAAACACCCUGAUUUAACUAUCCCCUUUCUAAAGGCUGUAUCUGAGAUUGGAAAGGCUUCCAAGCGUGAGGCUUUUUCCUUGCCCUCUCAAGCACACUGUAAUCUGAUGCUUUUCAAGUCCAAAGUAUCUGACAGUGAAAAGGAAGUUCAAGCAGAACUAAGACAAGGUUCGAGCUCAGGUUUUGCUGAUGGGAUUGAUGUGACACUUAUGGAAUCAGAGCAAUGGGAAACUAUAGUGUUCAAGUUGACUGAUUCCAGAAGAUAUAGACAAACUGUUGGAUCUAUCGUGGGUUCAUGUUUAACAGCUGCAACUCCUUUGCUGGCUUCUAUGAGUCAAGCAGCAUGCUUGGCGGCACUGGACAUAAUUGAGGAUGGCAUAUCAACUCUAGCAAAAGUCGAAGAAGCGUAUAAGUUGGAGAAGGAGACUAAAGAAGCAAUUGAAGAAGAGCUUCAAUCGUGUUCAUUAUAUCAGCUGAAAGACACUUUGACUGCAGCUGAUGACAGUACCGUUGAGAACAGGUUGCUUCCAGCAAUGAAUAAAAUAUGGCCGCUCUUGGUGGUUUGUGUUCAACAAAAAAACACGGUGGUUGUCCGGAGGUGUUUUAGUGUCAUAAGCAGUGUCGUGCAAAUUUGCGGUGGAGAUUUCUUUUCCCGUCGCUUCCACACCGAUGGCCCCCAUUUCUGGAAACUUUUAAGUUCGUCUCCAUUCCAAAAGAAGCCAAACUCGAAAGAACGAACCCCAUUACGACUUCCUUACCGAAGUGCUGAUGUUUCUUCAGAGGACACCAUAGCUGAAACUUCGAGUUUGAAAGUACAGGUAGCACUGCUCAAGAUGAUUGCCAACUUAUCCCAAAACAAAAGAAGUGCUUCAGCAUUGGAAGUUGUUAUGAAGAAGGUUAGUGGUCUUGUCGUGGGGAUAGCAUGCAGUGGAGUUGCCGGGCUUCACGAUGCGUCGGUGAAUGCACUAAAGGGACUUGCAUCCAUUGACCCUGAUCUUAUAUGGCUUCUUUUAGCUGAUGUUUACUAUUCUUCGAAGAAGAAUGACUUGCCUUCACCACCAACCUUGGAUUUUCCCGGAAUCUCUGAAAUUCUUCCACCGGUUACGUCUUGUAAAGAGUUCCUUUAUGUGAAAUAUGGAGGCCAGAGUUACGGUUUUGAUGUAGAUUUUAAAUCAGUGGAACGUGUAUUUAGAAAAUUGCAGACUUUUGGUGUUAUUUAAAGCUGAUUAAUAGCUAAAAUAUUGUAAAUUUAAAAGCUCUUUUUGUUUUGUGAUUCUAUUGGGUGCCUUUGGUUAGGAUGGCAAAUGCUGAGGCCAUUUUUUUCGAAAGGUGAACAUUUGAAUUGAAUUUUGUAGCUUUUUUUUUUUUAAAUUAAUUUAUUUGAUUUGAAUUGUUUUGAGA